CUUUGCUCUGGACCAACUGCGUCGUUUCUGCCCGGUGACGCAAACACGUCAUCCCUCAGUAGGCGGAAAAGCGGUAGUGUGUGUUUCUGAAUCUGAGAUAAAGCCAAACCGGGUGUUUUUAUUAAGGAGGAUCACCCACAGGACUCGGACGCACUCGGGGCUUUUGCGCGUCUUUGCGGCUGCGGACAUGGCGUUUCCUGCGGGUCAGACAGACGUGCAGAUGGACAGAGGCGCGCUGAGCGGACAGACAGUUUCCUCUGAAAACAACAUUGACAUCGACGAGAAAGAGUUGGAGAAUAUCACAAAGAAACACCGAGAAGACGAGGGCUCGACGCUGCCUCUGCACUCACCCUGGACGUUUUGGUUGGACAGGUCGUUACCAGGAACGACGGCGGCAGAAUGUGAAUCCAAUCUGAAGAAGAUCUACACGGUGCAGACUGUUCAGAUGUUCUGGAGCGUAUAUAACAACAUCCCUCCGGUGACGGCCCUGCCUUUGAGGUGUAGCUAUCACUUAAUGAGGGGAGAACGGAGGCCGCUCUGGGAAGAAGAAAGCAACGCAAAAGGAGGAGUAUGGAAGAUGAAAAUACCCAAAGAAAGCACAGCGACAGUUUGGAAAGAGUUGUUACUUGCUACUAUCGGAGAGCAGUUUGCAGAUUACUGUGCCUCAGACGAUGAGGUCGUCGGCGUCAGUGUUAGCGUUCGAGAUCGGGAAGAUGUCGUACAAGUCUGGAAUAAAGACGCGUCUCUGGCUAACGAAGCCAAUAUCUUGGGGAAAGUCUAUGAGCUCCUUCCUUACAUAACUUUUAAAGCUGUUUUUUAUAAGUCUCACAUGGAACAUCAUGCCUUUGAGGGAGGACGCUCAAGACAUUAGAUGGUGCUGCACUUUUUAUUUUCUAAACCUGAACUCUGCCCCUGCCUGGACGGAGAAGGCGCCGUCCGCAACCUUUAGUCAAGGAUGUUACUUUGCGUUGAACAAGGAAACGUCCUGAGUAUAUUUUUAUAACUUCAGAUAACUCGAUGCCUUGGUUCAUUUCUGGUGUGAGUCUGUGUUGACUUCCUCUUAUACUGAACUGCACUGUCCCAGUCCGGUCCGGUCCGGUCCGGUUCUCCACCCGGACCUCCUGGUAUAGAGGUAGCAGCUGUCCACUUUGUUUGAACUCUUCCCAUACGUCGGCUUAUUCGGUGCCAAAGCACUUUUCUGCCAUUUUAUUUUAUUUUUUUAUCCGAGUGUUGAAAGUGUUUGAUUCAUUCCGGGGUUUUUGCCUCCUCGUAUGUGUUCUCGUUCGUUUCCAGUCGUUGUACAGAACUGUGUUAAAGCCUUGUUCCACCUUUAAUUCUGUUGAAAUUAUCACUCAUUUAUUUCUAGUUGGUUUAAAAAAUUAAAUUCAGGCUAAAUAUGACAUAUUUCCUGCAAAAGGUCCUUUAAUCAGUGUUGAAUAAUGAUCUAAUGCAAAAAAAAAAAAAUCCCAUAAUUCUGACUGUUCAGGAGAACGUCAUCUCAGUAAUAAACCAAAUAUUUACAGGUUUUUUUGCACAGAUUAUGCAGUUUGAAAAUAAUGACAGGAAAUAUGUGCACAGCCUU
Sphaeramia orbicularis (orbiculate cardinalfish) is the source of this 1582-nucleotide messenger RNA. RefSeq names its product eukaryotic translation initiation factor 4E type 3. The coding region runs from base 188 to 871 and encodes 227 amino acids. Gene Ontology annotation, molecular function: translation initiation factor activity; RNA 7-methylguanosine cap binding. NCBI's taxonomy places the organism in Eukaryota, Metazoa, Chordata, Actinopteri, Kurtiformes, Apogonidae. Gene Ontology annotation, cellular component: eukaryotic translation initiation factor 4F complex. The record is from RefSeq and is a predicted model, not a curated record. The transcript has 7 exons. Gene Ontology annotation, biological process: translational initiation.